GUUUCCCAGGAGCAUUGCCAACAUUAUCCUCAAGAAUUUGAGUCAGGGGAAGUGUAUGCCUUUUCGAAAAACGCCGCUGUACUUGCUUCAUUGUGAGCUACUCCGAAGCUUUUCCCUACAGCUAUGUCGAAACUGAGUGGCACUGUUUUAUUUCUAAUUGAGGUUUUCAUUCUUUAUGGAAAUGGGAAGAACACAGUAGACAGCUUCACGUGCUCAAUCACAGGCUAUUUCCCCGAUCCAAAUGACUGUGCAAAGUUUUAUAGCUGUCAGUUAACUGGCAGUGAGGCGUAUUUAAUGCCAUGCCCAUCGCGUAGCCCUAUUUACAAUCCAGUGGAUAAAAGAUGCAUGAAUAUUACAAAUAGAGCUCAAAUCGCUUCACUUUGUCGCAGUUCAAUCACUCCUACUCCUAGGAUAUCCACGAGCGUCAGGAGCCCGAAGCCGAGUGGAAUUUUACCUUCCUCGUCAAUCAAUGUUACCCACAGCCGAUAUACAACGACACCACGACAAUUAGUGACUACAUCUUCAUUUUCAGAUCCAAAAAAUUCUCACCCAACCGUUGAACCAAUAAAAACGAAACAUUGUGGAUCGGUGGCCUUGGAGGAAAAGUUUAAGUGUUUCGAGAACGAAGCUGGACAGCUCAAGGAAAGCAUGGCGAGAAAUAAAACUGCUUCGAUACUAGAUAUUUUACAGACAACGGCUGAGGAUGCCGACGACGUGCUUGGGAGCUUGACUUUUCCAAGGAACGGUUCUUCUUAUCUUAACGCUUUUAAGAUCGUAUCAAUUUUAGAAGACCUGUGGAAGGAGGCCCAAAAACGUCUGGCGAAUAGCAGCGAAAUCAUACGAAUAUUUACCAAGAGUUUUUUGUUUGAAAGUGCGAACAUCAACGGGGAAUACAGAUUUCCACAAGAAUCUCUUCUGUAUCUUCAAAAGCAGAUGCAUUGGGAUGAACUCACUGACCAGAUACAAUUACCCAGGAAACUGCUUUCUGAAGGCAAAUAUCCGUGUCGUUCUGUUGGUGCUCUGUAUUCAAGACUACAUGCCAUUGUGCCAGUACGAUUGAGCGACACCAAUGAAACUCUAAGGCUGAAUAGCCACGUGAUAUCCAUGUCGCUAUGUAUGCCGGUAAAGCACAAGUACCAAAGGAAUAUUCUCAUCAUACUGAAACAUCUUAAGGCUCUUGACGAAAAUGAGUAUACAUAUUGCGCUUUCUGGAAUUUUUCAAAACACACGAUUCAAGGGAGAGGAGCUUGGUCACGUGACGGUUGUCACGUGGUUACAGAGAGGUCCAACAGGACACACACUGUGUGCGCCUGUGGUCAUCUCACCAACUUUGCUGUUCUUAUGGGAUCUGGAGAGUAUUCGGUGCCAAAAGCUGACAAAUUUGCUUUGGGUAUCAUUACAUACGUUGGUUGCAUUUUAUCCUUAUUUGGAGCUGUUGGUGCUAUUACGUCGUUUGCUGUUUUCACUCAGCUGAACACAGACCGUCACAUCAUUCAUGGGAACUUGCUGGUGUCCAUUGCCAUUUCCCAAACCAUAUUUUUGUUUGGAAUAGAGCAGACAGAAAACGAGUUACAGUGUAAAUUCACGGCGAUCAUGCUUCAUUAUUUCUACUUGGUAUCAUUCGGUUGGAUGCUUUGCGAGGGACUUCAUCUUUACACCAUGGUGGUGAAGGUCUUCAACUUGUCUUCUAAAAUUUAUCACUACAUUGUGUUAGCUUGGGGGAUUCCAGCUUUGCUUGUUCUCGUAACAGCUGCUUGUAUGUACUCCGACUAUGGCACAAAAACAAGUUGCUGGAUUUCGCCCGAAAGAAACACUUUGUUGGCGUUUAUCAUUCCUGUAGCUGUUACCACUUUGGCGAACAUUGUGAUCUUGGGUUUGGUUUUGCAUGAGAUUUGUCGCCUUCACACGACGGGACGAACUUGCAUGAGCGAUGUCGUUCGAUCUACUCUCAAGUCAUUAGUGGUACUUUUUCCUCUUCUUGGAGUUACUUGGUUAUUUGGACUGCUGGUGUUUGCUACUCAUAGUGUUGCAUUCCAGUAUCUAUUCGCUCUGUCUAAUACCAUGCAGGGCUUUUUCAUUUUUCUCCUUCACUCUUUGUUUAAUUCGGAGAUUCGGAAGAACUUCAAACGUAAGAAAGAGACGUGGAAGGCAAUAAAAGCCAUCCGCUUUAUCCGUAAACGACUAUCGGGUUCCUCAGUUGUAACACCUUUAGGACGUCAGAGCUCCCUCUCAGAGAAAGCUUCUACAUUCAAGCCUUCUUCAGCUGAGUGAUAACAUGCCAUAAUGACACCCAUAUUCACAACUGAUGUACACGCCCAUUGUGACAUCAAGGUGUGCUCACUGAUGCUUACAUUGGCCAUGAGGUGAUAAAGAGUACCAAGAGAGGAAUGCCAUAGAUGUGUUCUUUGGAGGGAGUGCAACUGCAUCGAAAAUAUGUCCACUUCGAAUACUUACAGAAAGUUUCAAAACCGGUUUUCUGAAAGUCACAAUUGACGGGAGGUACAUUUUAGACAAUCAGUGAUUCGUAGUAAAGGGAGACCCUCGUAGGACUUCCGGAAUCAAAUAAGCAGUAUUUAGUCUAAAGGUUACUGACAAGGUUCAUGAUAUAGCUUGGUAGUGUGUGUAAAGAAAUGGAGAAAAGAGUUGUCAUAAUGAAUACUUUUAAGAUACUUUUUAACCCUAAGCAUCAUGGAUGCUUCUUGUACUCAGUUUUCUUGUGACGCAUAGUUAAAACAUCAGUUUAUAGUGUAUAUCUAAAACUGAGCAGUUUUAUCCUACAUAAGUGAGUAUAUGUCUAAUCAAUUUUUUUUACAUAGUAACAAAAUCUAUUCUAGUUAUGUAGUAUUUGCAUAUCCUGAUAUCAAAAAAUGUUGUGGUUAAUUGAUGUAAAGACUACCCCACCAGCAAGGUAGCGCUUUACCUUACAGAAAUCAAGAAAUAUGAAUUCUGAACAUAUACAUAUAUAUGGUCAACCCAAAGCCAGCUUUUUAGCUACGAAUUUCAUGCAAGCCUUUUCUAAUGCAGGUACUACUAAAGAAAAAUUUUAAAUGUUUUAAUCAUGGUAGGUCAAUAGAUUGUGACCCAAUUACCUUCAGUUUUUAUGCAGAUGUAGUAGAUAAAAUUUAAAUCUGGGAUUACUUAACGAACAAAAUCUGAGCUCUGCCAACUAAGCUUUGAAGAAAGAAACCAUAGCACUGAUACGAUGAACGGAGAAUCUGUGAUAUAUCAUGGCUCUCAAUUUAUCAAGCAGAGUUUACGAACCAAAUCAAAGUCAAACGGCGUUUAUAGCGAUGAAUGAAUCGCGUUUUGUUCUGUUGGCUCUGCGAACCGUAUCUGGAUCAGUAUACAGCGUUGGUAGGGAAAAUGUUUGUUGUCUGAACUGUUCCAAAACGUUGGUUUUUCUGCUGCUGAGAUGCUGGAAUAUUCCUUUCGUCUCCAUUCGUAAAUUCUCGCCAAAGUAAAUGAACAACCAGGGAUGGAUUGCAGCAUUAGCAUGCGCCAGCCAGUACAUCAUUACCAGGGUACCGAAGGGAAUCAUGUCGUAAAUAUCAGUGUAAAAAUAUUCCAUGAUGUGGGCGAUAUGAACGGGAAGCCAGCAAAUGGCGAAAACGACAACAGCCGUGACCAGCAUCUUAAUAACCGCACGGUGUCUUCUUGUUCGCUUGAUAUGCACCUGCAAUGUGGCAUUUCCCGGUGGCUUGUGUGUCCAGAGGAACUUGGCUAUCAGUGAGUAAAGGACUGAUAUAACGAGGAGCGGAACAGCAUAGGUGAUGACUACUCUGACAAUCAUUUCAGCUCGAUAAAGAGUAUCCGAAAGUUCAGGCUCCAUAUUGUGCCACUGCCCGUGGCAUUCAGCGGCUUCCCCCUCCACCUCGUAUACUGUGUACUUGUAAAGCUCUUCACUAAAUAUCAAGCCUGCGAAUAUCCACACGGCAACGAUGGACUUUUUCACUGACCUGUGCGAUAGUGGCUCUCUCUUCCUCUUCCAAAUGGCGCACACAAUAGCCAGAUAUCGAUCAAUAGCAAUGAUGGCAAGGCUCCAGAUUGAAACACAGAUGGAAACCGGCAACAUAUACACUGUCAACUUGCACAGGAUCGUACCUAUUACGCCUGAUAUCCAUCGGUUUUCACACAAGAUGACUGGCACCGUGAGGGCAGAGGCUGUUGUCACAUUCAAGAGAUCAGCUACAGCAGUGUUUACCAAAAGCCAGUUGAAAGGGUUGCGACGGAUGCUCACACGCGUGCGCACAAUGUGGAUGACGAGCGAAUUUCCCAGGAAUGAAAACAGGAAGAUGAUCGCGUAUGCACUAGUAGUGACAAUCUUUGUGACGUCAUCGAUGUCUGUCAUUUCGAAAUCCUCCUCGUCAAAGACGGUUGGUUCAGAGGAGUUAUUCAUCAUCGUCACUGUAAUCUCAGAAGCUUGAAAAAGAUAUACACCAUAAUCAGCGAUAAUUUCAAAAGCAAACAAAUUGAAAAUUUCCUCUAUCAGUUUUCAAUGAAAUGACGACGAUCCCGACAUUAUUGAUAAUGGUUCGAUAGUAAAGCAUGACCGAGCUGAGUUAUUUGAGGAACCUAUUUUCGUCUCGCAGAAUUGAAAUGAAUUGAGAGUCUGUUUCAUGUGGCACAUAUUUGUAUUUAAGGGGAAUUCUAUUGGCUACAGAAUUUAUUGCUUAUGGAAAAUCAAACAAUCAAAACUCUUUGCAGGUGUUCAGUUAAAUAUUGGUUUCGUGUGAACGUUUAAAGACGCGUAUUCUAGCGUCUUUAUUUUUGACGGGCCAGUCGACCGGGGUGCUUAUGAUAAAACGUCUUAGGAUGGCUACCAGUUGUGCACGGUGUCGUUUUUCUUCCCUUGCUUAUCUAUGUGUCAUUUUCCGUCGCCGCUGAGGUGGGCUCUUGAGCAGGGCGAAAUGUCACAAACUAAGCACAAUUUUGACUACAGGAUUUCCUUAGCAUUAUCACAAUCAAAGUAUAAUAAACGCGUGAUAGUAUCAGUGAUUGACUGAAAAAUAUUCUUCCUAAAACCAGAUUUAAAUUAACAAACAAACGUGCUUAGGGCUGAAUAAUGUGAUCCAUUGUGUGUUAAUGGAAGUGAAAAUUAAUAUCACUUAACACUAUGUAUUUUUACUCUAUUAUGAAUCGCAAAUUUCAUUGCGAAAAAUACAACAUUAUAGAACUGAAAUGGAAGAAAAUAAAAAACUACGACAAAGUAAGUCCAGUCUCAAAAUCGUUUUAAGAUUUGGCCAGCCGAGAGGUGA
This is a messenger RNA of Pocillopora verrucosa, 5255 nucleotides long. RefSeq names its product adhesion G-protein coupled receptor D1. Gene Ontology annotation, biological process: cell surface receptor signaling pathway; adenylate cyclase-activating G protein-coupled receptor signaling pathway. Gene Ontology annotation, molecular function: chitin binding; G protein-coupled receptor activity. Gene Ontology annotation, cellular component: extracellular region; plasma membrane. NCBI's taxonomy places the organism in Eukaryota, Metazoa, Cnidaria, Anthozoa, Scleractinia, Pocilloporidae. The record is from RefSeq and is a predicted model, not a curated record.